This is a messenger RNA of Homalodisca vitripennis (glassy-winged sharpshooter), 528 nucleotides long. RefSeq names its product prisilkin-39-like. The transcript is spliced from 3 exons. The record is from RefSeq and is a predicted model, not a curated record. Bases 89 to 418 code for a protein of 109 amino acids. NCBI's taxonomy places the organism in Eukaryota, Metazoa, Arthropoda, Insecta, Hemiptera, Cicadellidae.
CGGGAGGGGGUCUCCUCCACACAAGUAUAUAACUGGUACGAUCUAAAGGAUCCUCAUCAGUUCUUAACCGGCAGAACUAAUCUUCCUCAUGGCUUCCUUCAAGAUCCUGUUGUUCGUCGCUCUGGCUGUCGCUGCUGUCGCGGCCGAGGACAACUCAGUUGAACGCCCCAAGAAGCAGAUCUACUCAGGCUACUACGGCUCUGGCUAUGGAGCUUACCCCUACAACGCCGCCUACUCUGGUGCCUACCCCUACUCUGCCGCUUACUCCGGUGCCUACCCCUACUCUGCCGCUUACUCCGCUGCCUACCCCUACAAUGCUGCUUACGGAUACUCUGCCGCCUACCCCUACAACGCCGCUUACUCUGCUGCCUACCCUUACUCGUACGGUGCUUACCCCUACGGCAGAGCCUACUACUAAACCUCUUCAGCUACUGAACUCUUUAAACCUUCUAUCUAUUUCAAAAGAUUUGCUCCAUGUUCCUAAUAAAAUUUCCAAUAGUGUUCAAAAUAAAGCCCAACUGUCCCUAA